Molecule: messenger RNA, 1357 nt
Organism: Hibiscus syriacus
Lineage: Eukaryota; Viridiplantae; Streptophyta; Magnoliopsida; Malvales; Malvaceae
Exons: 1
Coding region: 221-1039 (272 amino acids)
Source: RefSeq, a predicted model, not a curated record
AAGUUUUCUAUCCACAUUGAAUGUAUAUCACCUUCACCCCCACCUAUUAUCGAGGAUAAAAGUCAUCAACAUCCAUUUACCUUGUUUUGGAGACGAGUUCCAUUCAUUUGUGAUGCGUGUGGCACUGAGGGAAAUCAUGUUGCAUAUACAUGAGGUACAUGCAGCGUUAUAGUCCACAAAAAUUGCAUCUCAUUGCCCCGGAUUAUCAAAAGCAAGUGGCAUGAUCAUCGUCUCUUUCACACAUUUUCUUUACGAAGAAGAUUUUAGAACUUAUGAUUGCAUAAUAUGCCAUGAGGAGGUUAAUGUAGGGCACGGUAGCUAUUCUUGUUCAAGAUGCAGUGUGAUAUUCCAUGUGAAUUGUGCAAUGAAAGAUAAAAGUUCGUAUUCUAUAGUAGAAAAUGAAGAUGAGGAAUCUGUUGAUAUAUCUGUUAAUUCCAUAACUAACUUCCUCGAAUGGAAUGACGCCGACGAAGACACAGUAAUACAACAUUUCAAGCAUAUUCACCACUUAAUGUUAAGUGACAAAGUAAGUGCGUAUGAAAAUAAAUGUUGUGAUGGAUGCUUGUUACCGAUCUCAGCUUCAUUUUACUACUGUUUGCAGUGUGAUUUUUUUCUUCAUAAAGUUUGUGCUGAGUUAUUGAAGAUAAAGCAUGUUUGGCAUCAUCGUUGCCAAAAACCAUUACUCCUCACUUCGGGCGAAGUUUUUCGAUGUGUAAAAUGUGAUUUUGGGUCCGAUGCUUUUUCCUAUAAGUGUGAAGAAUGUGGGAGAUAUACAUGCCUUCGAUGUGUUCUUGCUCUUAUACCCGGUGCUCAAACAUGUCUAGGACAUAAGCACCCCCUUCGUUUUUAUACCGACCAUACAGGGCAAUGUGAUGCUUGUGGUGAUGAUGAUAUAAAAGGAUUGUUCCGUUGCAAGGAAUGCAAUUUUUCUUUAGAUCAUAAAUGUUUUUCAUUGUUCGUUACCAUGGAGAACAAAUGUGAUGGACAUCUUCUUUCACUCACUUAUCAUGAUAAUAACAGUUAUUCAGAAAGUCAUUAAUGCGAUGUUUGCGAAGAAAGUAGAGAUUCAAAAUUUUGGUUUUAUCAUUGUGCAACCUGUGGUACUUCAGCUCAUGUCGAUUGUGUUCUUGGACAAUAUCAGUUCAUCAAGCUAGGGAGUAUUCUUCAACUAGGAGAGGCUGUUCAUGAGCAUCCUGUCACUGCUGUUAAAAAGUUGUAUUACUAUCCAGAUUGCAACAAGUGUGGUAAGCCGUGUGUAGAUUUGUCUUUCGAUUGUACAAAAUCCGGAUGCAAUUAUAUUCUCCAUAAUGUAUGUCCAUGAUAACAAUUUCAGUUGUUCAAAUAGGGAAGACAAAGA